Mobula hypostoma (lesser devil ray) is the source of this 2620-nucleotide messenger RNA. RefSeq names its product BTB (POZ) domain containing 9 (gene btbd9). Bases 103 to 1833 code for a protein of 576 amino acids. Gene Ontology annotation, biological process: modulation of chemical synaptic transmission; circadian behavior; adult locomotory behavior. The transcript has 11 exons. NCBI's taxonomy places the organism in Eukaryota, Metazoa, Chordata, Chondrichthyes, Myliobatiformes, Myliobatidae. Gene Ontology annotation, cellular component: cytoplasm. Gene Ontology annotation, molecular function: protein binding. The record is from RefSeq and is a predicted model, not a curated record.
CCGGCAGCAGUUACUGCGCAGGUGCAGCGCCGGGAGCUGCGCGGUGACGUUAACGUUCGCGACUGAAAGAAGCCGCACGUUUCGUGGGUCAAUGCGGACACCAUGAGCAACAGCCACCAGCUGCAGCCUUACACCUCAGUUGGAGAGAUCGAUCACGUGCAUAUCCUGUCCGAACACGUGGGGGCCCUGAUUCAUGGCGAGGAGUACAGCGAUGUGACCUUUCUAGUGGAGAAGAAGCGCUUUGCUGCUCAUCGCGUGAUCCUGGCUGCUCGCUGCCAGUACUUCAGGGCCUUAUUAUAUGGUGGAAUGCGGGAGUCACAUCCACAGGCGGAAAUUCCAUUGCCAGAUACACCAGCAGAAGCAUUUACAAAGCUACUGAAAUACAUCUACACUGGCCAGGUCACCCUGACCAAUGAGAAAGAGGAAGUAUUAUUGGACUUUCUUGGUCUUGCCCAUAAGUAUGGGUUCCCUGAGCUGGAAGCUGCUACCUCUGAGUAUCUCUGCACUAUUCUAAGCAUUGGUAAUGUCUGCAUGGUUUACGAUGUGGCUAAUCUUUAUUUACUCAGCAAGCUUUCCAAUACUUGCUGCUUAUACAUGGACAGAAAUGCAAGGGCAAUCCUUGGCAGUGAAGGCUUCCUGUCCCUAUCAAAGACGGCUCUGCUCAAACUGGUGUCCCGGGAUUCAUUUGCUGCUCCAGAGAAAGAUAUUUUCUUGGCUCUGAUGAACUGGUGUAAACAGAACCCGGAGGAGAUGCAUGAAGAAAUCAUGAAGACGGUCCGGCUGCCGCUGAUGAGUUUAACGGAGCUGCUGAAUGUUGUGCGGCCCUCAGCACUCCUCUCUGCUGACACCAUCUUAGACGCCAUCAAAGUUCGCUCAGAGAGUCGCGAUAUGGAGCUGAACUACCGGGGCAUCCUCAUCCCAGAUGAGAAUAUUGCCUCAAUGAAGCAUGGGGCGCAGGUCAUCGGGGGAGAACUAAAGGCAGCCCUGCUCGAUGGUGACACUCAGAACUACGACCUCGAUCAUGGCUUCUCUCGACAUCCAAUUGACGAGGACUGCCGGUCGGCCAUUGAGGUGAAAUUGGGCCAAGCAUCAAUCCUCAACCACAUCCGCAUGUUGCUGUGGGACCGUGACAGCAGAUCAUAUUCAUACUACAUCGAAGUGUCAAUGGAUGAGCUGGACUGGAUUCGUAUAAUUGAUCAUUCUAAGUACCUGUGUCGCUCCUGGCAGAACCUGUUCUUCAGCCCUCAGGUGUGUCGAUAUAUUCGCAUUGUUGGGACGCACAACACAGUGAACAAGGUUUUCCACUUGGUGUCCUUUGAAUGCAUGUACAGCAACAAGCCCUUCUUACUGGACUCAGGUUUGCUGGUUCCCACAGAGAAUGUGGCAACUGUCAGUGCCAGUGCCACAGUGAUAGAAGGAGUGAGUCGUAGUCGGAACGCUCUCUUAAAUGGGGAUACCAAGAACUAUGACUGGGAUUCUGGAUACACUUGUCAUCAGCUGGGAAGCGGAGCCAUUGUGAUCCAGCUUGCACAGCCCUUCAUGAUCGAUUCCAUGAGGUUGCUCCUAUGGGACUGUGAUGACCGCAGCUACAGUUUCUACAUCGAGGUCUCUAACAAUCAGCAGCACUGGGACAUGGUUGCCGAUCACACAAAAGUCACUUGCAAGUCCUGGCAGACAAUUACCAUCAAGCGACAGCCAGUGGUCUUCAUCAGGAUUGUGGGCACAUAUAACACAGCCAAUGAGGUAUUCCACUGUGUGCACUUCGAAUGCCCAGCACAGAACCAUCAGCAGACUGAGGAUUCAGCAGGAGGCAGGAUAUCGGCGGGCAAGUGAGCACCAUGCAUUCAAUCAGAGUCCAGAGGACAGCAGCUGCUGAGCUCGGCAGUGCUUGCUGACUUCUCCCUGUUGCUGCUGAUCAUCAUCAUGUACAGCCCCCUCCAGAGGAAGACUGUCACUCCCACCAUCAAUCAAGCUGGGUAUCAAGGGACUGAAGGCCUUGCCUCUCACACACUCACCACGUGGCCAUUGUCAGCCCUUGUGUCAUCUGUCACCACAGGAUCCCAUCUAAAACCUGCACUGCUAGAUCCUCUGGCUGGGGCAGCUGGGGGCAGAGAGCCUCUUCACAGGAAUAACCCUACUCGGCACCCGGAAACAAUGAUGCCAGCACAGCUCUGGGCAGUGGCCAUGUGAGGAAAAGGUUCUCGGGUGUUCAGCUGGACAAGGAGACAGCUUGUGUUAUGGAAGGGUUGUAGAUUGUGAUUACACCAGACCUCCAGCCAUUUAUAACUUGUUCCAUCCCUGUUCCCCUAUUCUUCCAGAGGCUGGCAUCAUCUUGUUUCACCACUUUUGAUCACUCAUUCCCACAUUUCAGUUGCUGGAGAUGUGAAAAGUUAUUUGGUUUUCUGAUCGAUGCUGGAGUGAGGAGUUGGGUUCAGUGAAAAUUCCAUUUCCAUUAGCUCCUCUAACCUAAAAUUAAUGUGUCAUCUAAGUAUUGUAAGGCAUGGAAUUGUUUUGUUGUGGGCUCCUUGCAUGAGAGGUUGUAACUUAGCAUGUAAACUAUUUAUCUUCUGUAACAAACCAUGAAAAUCUUUCCAUUCAACUUGUAUUUGUUGUGUCUUUC